AUGGUCAGUCAAAUAAUGGGUCUAGGUGGUGUCCAUAGUCCUUAUCAAUGCAAUCGCUGUAAGUAUUUAAAAAUGGGAUUAUAUUAUUAUAGAACGGAUGAAGAAGAAGCAGAAUAUAGAAAGAAAUAUGAUUCGUCGACGAUGGAAGAGAUAGACGAAGGUGUGGAAGAUGGUGAUGGACUAAUUCAACCAAGAAAAUCACAACGUGGAAGAAUGAAAACAACAACAAGAAGUCGAUCUUCAUCAUCACAACGAGGACGUAGACGAGAAACAACGGCAGCGGCAACAACUACAGGCACAACAACGUCGAAACCAAUUGAAUCAAAAUUAGAGGCAAUUCCAAAGGUAGCUAAAAUUACACGGGAAGAUGUUUUCAAGAGAUGGUCAGCAUAUGAUGUUGAUCGAGGAGCCAGAACAUUGGAAGAACAUUUAGAAGGAAUAAGACAUGCUUAUCCAAAAUAUGGUUAUGCUAAUAAACCAAUAUAUGGAAGAAACUUUGAUUACAAAGAUAUAGUAGUAGACCUAUUACAUAUGAAAUUAAGAAUUUGUGACGCUCUAUUAAAACAUGCAAUUAAAAUAGCUAGUGAAGUAGGUGAAGAUGGAACACAAGAUGAUAUUAAAAAGCAGACGGAUGAUGCAUUAAUAUGUUUUGAAAAGUUCAAUGAACUACAAAGAGCUGGUAUGGGAUUUAAAAUAGAAGCAAAUCUAAUUGUUGUAGUUGGUUUGGUGAAUGAACAAUCUGCACAAAAUAGAGAAAUCGAUUCUUUUCAAAUUAAACGCCUCCUGGCUUUGUAA
Messenger RNA from Didymodactylos carnosus, 795 nucleotides. NCBI's taxonomy places the organism in Eukaryota, Metazoa, Rotifera, Eurotatoria, Philodinida, Philodinidae. The record is from the annotation of a GenBank genome assembly.